Gongylonema pulchrum is the source of this 243-nucleotide messenger RNA. Lineage: Eukaryota; Metazoa; Nematoda; Chromadorea; Rhabditida; Gongylonematidae. The record is from the annotation of a GenBank genome assembly.
AUGCGAUAUCAUAAGGCAGAGCGCUUGUAUGGAACCGACAAACCAGAUCUUCGAAUUCAGUGGACAAUUGAGGACUGUAGUUUUGAACUUCCGUUCCUGAAUAAACGAGGUGUAUCAGAUUUUGUUGUGAAGGUAUUCAUUGCUAAAGAUGCGGCUUAUGUUGCUGAUUGCAGCAGAGUAAGUGAAUGGGCCAAGAUUCUACAAAACAGUAAAUUGUUACAGGUUCGUGCUGCUUACCACUAA